AUGUGGCACUUAAGGUUGUCAAGCACGUCAUUCGACCCAAGGGUAGUUUAUGACGGACACCUUACAUUGUUUACCAUCAAGCUACAUCAUGGAGGUGAGUUCACAAAGUUUCCAAAUGUCAACUACAUUGAGGGUACUGUGACAUACGUAGAUAUAGUGGAUAUAGAAGAGUUUUCUAUUCACGAGAUGGAUGCGAUUAUGAAAGGGUUAGGAUUCUCAGUUCCUCCAGUUAUCUACUAUCAUUUUCGAGUGCCAAAGGGAGACAUGCAUUUUGGGCUACGGGCCCUAGGAAAUGAUGAUGAUGUCCUCAAUCUUUCCCACUAUGUGAAGGAGCAUAAACUGAUAAGGGUUUACACCGAGCAUGAGGAGACCGAUGAACAUCAAAACCCCCCAACUAAUAACCAACCCAGUAGCAUGCCACAAACAUGCAUACCACCUAUGAUAGCAAAUGAAGUUGCUUUAGCCUUGUCGAUAUCCCCUGAAUAUAAUAAGAAAAGGGAAUUUAUCAAGGACAAACCAUUGUCAUCAUGUAUUAAGAAAUUGGUGAUGGAUGAUGUUAGUGUUGAUAGGAUUGGUGGGAAUAAGGAUGACGCAGAUAAUGAAAUUGACCACGGAUUUAAUGAAUUUGAUGAGGAAUGUAAUGAUAUUAACCAGGAUUUUAAUGAAUUUCAUGAGGCAUGUAAUGAUAUUAACCAAGGAUUUAAUGAAUUUCAUGAGGCUGCUAUUGACUUUGAUAUUAGGUUGUACCAACAGAUUUUACAAUCUAAUGAACAGAAUAUAGAUGAUGAGGUUCAUGAAGGUGAGGAAAAUGCAGUUAAUAAGGAAGUCACUAAAGAAGAGAAUCAUGACAGAAAUGAAAUGAAUGAUGAGAAUGUAGAGAUGAGAGAUUUUGCAGUUGAUGAUGGAAGUGAAGAUAACAUAGAGACUGAUGAAGACAAUACUGAAAGAAGUGAUGAAAGUGAGGACAGUGAUGAUAGUGAUUUCUAG
Messenger RNA from Lactuca saligna, 987 nucleotides. Lineage: Eukaryota; Viridiplantae; Streptophyta; Magnoliopsida; Asterales; Asteraceae. The record is from the annotation of a GenBank genome assembly.